AUGUCCGAGUCGAUGUUGAUGUCUUGUGAAUUUUCAAAAUGGUGGUUGGAUCGUGACAAGAUGAUGGUCGUCUUCGUGUUGUUUAUGGCGAUGUUUUUACCGUUUGCUCGCGGUGAUGACCCUCAACUCCUUCAAACACCGCCUCAUCAAACAAACUUUCAGUGGGCUUUGAUGAAUAUAUCGUACGUGGAUUAUGCCACCAAGAAAGAAUAUUCGAAACCGUUAAGAGGAUAUUUCGGGAAGCAGAGCUUGAUUGCUAGUAUAUCCGGAGUUGUCAUUCAUGCAGUAAAUGUCGAAGACAGGGCUGGCACUCAGGUAGUCAACCACUACGGGUGUACGCCCUACAGUCACAAAAAGUUCCCUUCUGAAACCUGGAUUGCUUUAGUGGAAAGGGGCAGUUGUUCUUUUGCUAACAAGAUACAUGUUGCCACAAAGGAGCACAAUGCCUCUGCUAUUGUCAUAUAUAAUGACGUUAGUGUGACAAUCGGACCCAUUAUAAUGGAUCACGAUAAAGCACCAGGAAGCAUUGCAGUAAUGUUGUUACGAGAAGAAGGCCAAGAGAUCGUUGGUUUUAUCGAGAAGGGAUACACAGUUUACAUGCAGAUGAAGCCAGGUUCGAUAGACUCCUUCACCACAGCCAUGCAGAACAACAUCAGCAAAACGUCUGUGCUGUUUGUGUCCAUCUCCUUCGUGGUGCUGAUGGUGGUCUCCCUGGCCUGGCUGAUUUUCUACUACGUCCAGAGGUUCCGCUACUCCCAUGCCAAGGAGAGGCUUGCUAGACGUCUCACCUGUGCAGCAAAGAAAGCUAUCACUAAAAUCCCACAGCGAACUCUGAAAACAGGAGAUAAGGAACUGGAUAGUGAAUAUGACCCGUGUGCAAUCUGCAUUGAGUCGUAUAAAUUCCACGAAGUCAUCAGAAUCCUACCAUGCCGCCAUGUCUUUCAUAAGUCAUGUGUAGACCCAUGGUUGCUGGACCAGAGGUCAUGCCCCAUGUGCAAACUGGACAUCCUGCGAGCUUAUGGCAUGCAGGUUGGUGGCAGCCAGGAGUCUCUCCACCCAGCUGCAGAAACUGGUCGGGUGGUGGCCCCUAACCCAGAAGAACCAGAGCUGAACUCCAGCAUCGAAUACAACCACCCAAACGAAGCUACCAUCAUGCUGGUGUCAGAUACCUGCCUUCAUUUCUGUGGUGGCACCAGUGAGAGAACUGACGAUAAUGAAAAAGUUGAUGACGACUCCCGAGGAGCGGUGGGAGGUAUUCAUAAAUCAUCUUCAUUAAGUUCCUUGAGCUCCAAAGGCAGCAGCCACACUCGCGCUGGAAAAACAGAUAAAGCCGGCAGCGUCAAUUCGGAAAAAAGGGCUCUUAUUAAAAAAGAACCAGAGGAGAAGCGAUCCUGGAAGAGCGACGAUGUUUUUAGUAGCCCUGAUGACAGUGAUGGCAAAAAAAUCAGCAAGGAUGGAGACAUUUGUGUAGCACGUAUAGAAUUAGAAAUGGGAGAUGUAGAAAAGAGAGAAACGUCGCAGCCAUAA
Molecule: messenger RNA, 1527 nt
Organism: Candidula unifasciata
Lineage: Eukaryota; Metazoa; Mollusca; Gastropoda; Stylommatophora; Geomitridae
Source: the annotation of a GenBank genome assembly